UAUCUUUGUUCGGUACACAAUCACAUGGCCGAUCCGAAAUCUGAUUUGGAUCCUUACGACUUCCUCAAAAUCACACAAAACCCAGACGGAUCUUUGACCCGAAACCGCCCGCUUCCAUCCUUACCCGCAACACCCGAGCUCACACCCGAUUCCCAACCCGCUCUCUCCAAAGACAUCCAACUCAACUCCACCAAUGCCACCUUCCUCCGCCUCUACCGCCCCAUAUCACCACCCACAACCACCACCGGAAAAAAACUCCCGAUCAUCAUCUACUUCCAUGGUGGCGGGUUUAUCGUCUUCAGCGCCACGUCUCUCCCGUUCCACCAUUCAUGCGGUGUGGUAUCUGCUCAGUCUCCAACGCUAGUGAUCUCCGUUGAGUACCGUCUCGCACCCGAACACCGCCUCCCUGCGGCCUAUGACGAUGCCAUGGAGGCGGUGUUAUGGGUGCGGGACCAGGCUCUAGGGAUCAAUGGCUGUGAUGAGUGGAUGACUGAACUCGCGGACUAUUCAAAAGUGUACUUGAUGGGAAGUAGUUCGGGAGGGAAUAUAACCUACAACGCGGGUUUACGUGCACUUGAUCUUGAUCUUAACCCGAUCAAGAUCGUAGGGCUCAUAAUGAACCAACCUUUUUUUAGUGGGGUCGAGCGUACUGAAUCAGAGCUAAGACUAUUUGAUGAUCGGAUCAUUCCUUUAGUAGUGAAUGAUCUAAUGUGGUCUCUGUCAUUGCCUGAAGGUUGUGACAGAGACCACGAGUACUGUAACCCAUUACGAGAUCUGAAUAGAUCUCGUAUUGAAAAGAUCAAACGGUUACCGAAAUGUUUGAUCAGGGGUUACGGUGGCGAUCCGAUGGUGGAUAGACAAAGGGAGUUUGCUAAGAUGUUGGAGACACAUGGUGUGCACGUGAUCAAGAAAUUUGAUGAUGAAGGGUACCAUGGUGUGGAAAUUUUCGACCAACAAAAAGCACAAGUUUUGUAUGAUGAUAUCAAGACUUUCAUAUGGACAUUUACUGACAAAAUGUCUCCUUUAUGAUCACUUGGUCGUUUUCUAAUAAGUUUGUAUUUUAUUGAACAACAAUAAUAAUGAAAAGGAAAAAUACAAUUA
Molecule: messenger RNA, 1101 nt
Organism: Helianthus annuus (common sunflower)
Lineage: Eukaryota; Viridiplantae; Streptophyta; Magnoliopsida; Asterales; Asteraceae
Product: probable carboxylesterase 8
Exons: 1
Coding region: 25-1029 (334 amino acids)
Molecular function (GO): hydrolase activity
Source: RefSeq, a predicted model, not a curated record